AUGCACAAGAACAUGCAGAAGCUCUACGAAAGCAUUGGCAGCUACUUCGCCUUUGACCCGGAUUCCGUCAGCGUGGAGGACUUCUUUGGUCAACUGGCCAACUUCCGCUUGCUCUUCCUGGACGCCAUGAAGGAGAACCAUAAGAAGAGGGAGAUGGAGGAAAAGAUCAAGAGAGCCAAGCUGGCGAAGGAGAAGGCUGAGCGUGAGAAGCACGAGCGGCAGCAGAAGAAGAAGCAGCUGAUUGACAUGAACAAAGAGGGGGAUGAGACAGGUGUGAUGGACAGCCUAAUGGAGGCUCUUCAAUCUGGAGCAGCUUUCAGAGACCGAAGAAAACGGACACCGCGCAACGGUGAUCAAAGUCCUUCCAGUCCAAGUUCUCGGUGGCCGGGUGCUAACUAUGGUAACCGAACUCUAGAUCUAACCACCGUGUAG
Molecule: messenger RNA, 432 nt
Organism: Knipowitschia caucasica
Lineage: Eukaryota; Metazoa; Chordata; Actinopteri; Gobiiformes; Gobiidae
Source: the annotation of a GenBank genome assembly